Fusarium tjaetaba is the source of this 630-nucleotide messenger RNA. RefSeq names its product ornithine decarboxylase antizyme. The transcript is spliced from 2 exons. Lineage: Eukaryota; Fungi; Ascomycota; Sordariomycetes; Hypocreales; Nectriaceae. Bases 1 to 630 code for a protein of 209 amino acids. The record is from RefSeq and is a predicted model, not a curated record.
AUGUGGACUGUGGACCGUGGACUGCCUGAGGUGUGCACAAUUCCAGAGCCUCAGGUGAGGGGUCCACCCAAAGCGCACUGUUCCUUCCGCCCCGAGCGCCCCGAAGUCACCAAAUUCCUGGGUUCCUCUGCUUCCUCGUUCUUACUUAACCUCACCGCUGCCCAAACACCAGAGAGAGAGAUCUUAGGCUUACAUCUAUCUACACGCAUACAUACAACGAAUCCAAGACAUUCUCCACGAAUUGCUCAAAACACCGUCGCAAACUUCUCCGCACGUCUCCACAACUUAUUCCUCCACAUUCGCCUCAAAGCGAACAACACACAGAUUUCUUUAAAAGGAUUUCCAACCCGCUGGUCUCGAGUCAUCUCACGACACGCUAUCAAUCAACUUCUGCCGAUCAACAUCCUCGACCCUUACCGCCCUAUAUCAACUCUAGUCGACAACCCGAAAUCAUCAUCAGAAAUGGCGCCAAUGAAUAAUCAGAAUUUGAAUUACAGUAGUAAUUACGGCGAGGCCGCUGCCCAGAAGGUCAACGUCCUUGCCUCUUGCUACCUCGUCGACUCUGCCGCCAACCUCAAGGGCCUCCACUACUGCACUACCGGGGUUGCAGGGGCCGAGUGGUAUUCCUGA